AACAAAGCCGGCUGCAAAGAUCCUUCAAGUAUGUCAUCCUUCACAGCGUAGUUUGACUAGUUUGUCAUCCUUCACGUAACUUCGCCCUCUCCCUCUCGGUUGGUAUUUGUAUCGGUGCAAAGGUGUCAGAGGAGGCAAAUGGCGACGCAAGAGUGGGAGCCGUGGGCGGAGCUCAAGGGGAAAGUGGUGAUGGUGACGGGGGCCUCAUCAGGGCUCGGCAACGACUUCUGUCUCAACCUCGCCAAGGCCGGCUGCAGAAUCGUCGCCGCCGCUCGCCGGGUGGACCGACUCGUCUCCCUCUGCCACCAGAUCAAUCACCUCCCUGAUCUACAUUCUUCUUCUUCUUCUUCGGAUUCCGAGCCCAGAAGCCCCCGAGCUGUGGCUGUGGAGCUGGACGUGUGCGCGGACGCUCCCACCAUCGAGAGCUCGGUAUGCAAGGCUUGGGAUGCUUUUGGGCAUAUUUAUGCGUUGGUCAACUGCGCGGGAGUUAGAGGUAAUGUGAGAUCUCCAUUGGAAUUGUCUGUGGAUGAAUGGGACCAGGCUGUCAAAACAAACUUAACAGGAACCUGGUUGGUAUCAAAAUAUGUCUGCAUACGGAUGCGUGAUGCUGAGCGGGCAGGAUCAAUCAUCAAUAUAUCUUCUAUUGCUGGCCUUAACCGUGGCCACUUGCCUGGAGGUGCAGCCUAUUCUUCUUCAAAGGCAGGCCUAAACACCUUGACAAAGGCCAUGGCUCUGGAAUUAGGACUAUACAAAAUUAGAGUGAAUUCGAUAUCACCAGGGCUUUUCAAAUCUGAGAUUACUCAGGGUCUUAUGCAAAAAGAUUGGCUGGAUAACGUGGCCAAGAAAACUGUCCCUUUAAGAACUUUUGGCACCUCAGAUCCAGCAUUAACAUCACUUAUUCGAUACUUGAUACAUGACUCUUCUGAAUACGUUUCGGGCAACAUUUUCAUUGUUGAUGCAGGUGUCACAUUACCAGGUGUCCCCAUUUUCUCUUCCCUUUGAAAUUCAUGUUAUCUAAUGACACAACUUUGUAAUAAUGGCAUAAGUCGCUAUUCUAGUCAAAUAUUUUAGUGGCUUAUGAGCAUCGCAAGUAAACUAGUUGGAGGAAAGAUAUAUGAUAAGUUUAUUCAGGUGAUCUAUUA
Molecule: messenger RNA, 1142 nt
Organism: Corylus avellana
Lineage: Eukaryota; Viridiplantae; Streptophyta; Magnoliopsida; Fagales; Betulaceae
Molecular function (GO): oxidoreductase activity
Source: RefSeq, a predicted model, not a curated record